GACACGUACAUACAUGUCAGGAAGGUUGUUGGUGGCGCUGAUGACCCAACCGUGCACAUUAGCAGCGCCACCUCCACUUGCCUCCUCUAUCCUCCGCCGCCCACCACCUUCAUUCUCCCAACGCUUCAUCGCAACAAUGACCACCAACAACCAAGACCACCUCGACGCUUUGUUCAAGCAAAAACGGAUGCUCCGAACCAAAGUCCGGAAGGCCCUCAAGUCAAUGGACCCAGUACUCAGAUCCCAGGAAGAUGAUGCGAUUCAGAGCAUUGUGUUGGAAGCUCCUUGGUUUAAGUCUAGUCAGAGAUUGUGUGCGUAUAUAAGCUGUGCAGCUUUGCGUGAAGUUGAUACUUCUAAAGUGUUGGCUGAGAUUCUUCAGGGUUCGGAUAAAGAUGGUGUGAGGAAAAAGCUUUAUGUGCCGCGUGUGGAGGACAAGAAUAGUCACAUGAGAAUGCUCCACAUCUCAAGUGUCGAUGAUAUGGUUGCGAAUUCGAUGGAUAUUUUAGAACCGGCUGCAGUGGAUGCUGAUGGAAAUGAACGUGAAGAUGUUUUACAGGCAAGUGAUCCAGUUGAUUUGCUUCUCUUACCAGGACUAGCAUUUGACAGAUCUGGGAGACGUUUGGGUCGAGGUGGAGGUUAUUAUGAUACUUUUCUGAGGAAUUACCAAGAGCUUGUGAAGGCCCGCAAUUGGAAGCAACCGCUCCUGGUUGCACUAUCGUAUUCUCCACAGAUAGUGGAUGAAGGGGUUAUAGUGGUCACCGAACAUGAUGUUUCAGUUGAUGCUCUUGUGUCCCCAGCCGGUGUGAUUCCGAUCAGUACGACUGCCAUAGACAGGAUGAAACUUUGAUAAGAACCUUGAAGCUUUCUUCCUAGAUGGAUCCUCGCAAAGUUGGACUUUCGUUCCUCGCAAUCUGUAAAAGGAAAUUGGACCAUUAUGCUUGAGAUAGAUGACUUGAUGUUGUUAAUUGAAGUGGUGAAAGUUCAGUUUUGCUGUGGUUGAGAGGUCAGGCUGAUUCUGGCACCUUUAAUCUAAUAGAUUUAGAUCAACAGUUACCAUCUUUAGGUCGUGCUAUUGAUUUUGUAUUAUUUGGAAUAGUGAAUAUCUUCCUUUUGUUGUGCCUUUGCUUAUUUUGUUCUCUUAAAGAUGAAGUCAUAAAACCCAUAUUAUGCUGUACUAGUUCUAACAGCGUUUCAGAAAUUGCAUGUAAGGUGAUGUAGUUGUAUUAGAUUUUAUAAUGACUACCAAGGUCCUUUUGAUUUCUCAAAUG
Molecule: messenger RNA, 1268 nt
Organism: Fragaria vesca subsp. vesca
Lineage: Eukaryota; Viridiplantae; Streptophyta; Magnoliopsida; Rosales; Rosaceae
Product: 5-formyltetrahydrofolate cyclo-ligase-like
Exons: 8
Coding region: 14-847 (277 amino acids)
Biological process (GO): folic acid-containing compound biosynthetic process; tetrahydrofolate interconversion
Cellular component (GO): mitochondrion
Molecular function (GO): 5-formyltetrahydrofolate cyclo-ligase activity
Source: RefSeq, a predicted model, not a curated record